GAUGAUGUGGUUUUGUAGGGAUUGGAGUGUGGGCCUUCAGCCUGGGUCUCGGGGGAGGAACUGGGUGUUCCCCACAGUUUUUCUCUGCGUCUACGGAUUCUUUUCCAUGAUGAGACCCUCUGAACCUUUCCUCACAGACUUCCUCACAGGGCCAUACAAGAACCUUACCACCCAACAGGUUACAAAACAGGUGAUCCCAACGUGGGCCUACUCCAACCUUUUCCUCCUCAUCCCAGUCUUCCUGGUGACAGACGUCCUGAGAUACAAGCCUCUCAUUGUCCUCCAGGCGUUAACCUUCAUCCUGGCAUUUAUCCUGUUACUUUUCAGCUCUGGCGUGGUGUUGACUCAGUGCGCCUUGUUUGCCUACAGUAUGGGCACGGCAGCUGACACAGCCUACUAUUCCUAUAUCUACAGCGUGGUCCAUCCACAGUAUUACCAGAGGGUAACCAGCUAUGCCAGAGGGGCUGUGCUACUGGGCUACGCAUGUGGCAGCCUGUUGGGCCAACUCCUGGUGUCCCUGGGAGGGAUAUCCCUGUACUGGCUCAAUGUCAUUACUCUGAACUCCGUCUGUCUGGCUCUGUUGGCCGCCCUUCUCCUGCCCAUGCCCGAGAAGAGCCUGUUCCUUAGGGAAAGUGAGAUGGAUUACAACCCAUCGGAGAAUGUCACGUCCAGUUCACGUGGGUCCUGGGUUUGGGUUGUGCGCUGCCUGAGGAGGGGGAGGCGGGUGGUGGCGACUGCUUUGAGGAGGUUGGCGCUGGAUUGUAAGGAGUGUUACUCCUCCGUCACAGUGCUGUUCUUCUGUGUGUGGUCAGCUAUGGGGAAGUGUGGCUAUUACCAGAUCACAUUAUAUGUGCAGCUCCUCUGGGAAUCCAAACAGCCCCCGUAUAACUUCACAGCAUACAAUGGAGGGGUGGAGGCUAUGGCUACACUCUCAGGAUCAGUAGCCUCUAUAGCUGUGGGCCACCUGGCUCUGGAAUGGACGCUGUGGGGAGAGCUGGUACUGGGUGUGUUUACGGCUCUGUCUGCUGGGGUUCUGUACCUGAUGAGCAUGACCAGCAACAUCUGGGUCUGCUACAUCUGCUACGCACUAUUCAAAACCAUCUAUAUGGAGCUCAUCACCAUCUGCACGUUCCAGAUAGCCCGAGGUAUAAGCAGGGAGCGCUACGCCCUGGUGUUUGGUGUCAACAGUUUUGUGGGAAUAGUCUUGCAGAGUCUCCUCACUGCCAUAGUUGUAAACACCAAGACCCUGGAACUCACCAUCUGCUCACAGUUCUUUAUCUAUGCCAGCUACUUUUCUGCCUUAGCAGUGCUGUUUCUUAGCAGAGGAGUUUAUACUGUUUUCCACAACCAAUUGGUGGAGCACGUCACACCUGAGGGCUUACCGGAUAGAAGAACUGACCUGCCACAAGUCUCACCUCUGACCUGACACUCAAAGUCAAAAGUAUUUGGACAGUGAGACAUUUAUUUAUUUCUUUUAGCUCUGUAUUCCAAGGGGGUAAAAUGUAGAAUGUCAGCGUUAAUUCAUAUUUGAUUAAUAAUUUAGAAAUGACAGCACUUUGUGUACACAGAUCAUAGUGGAGUUAGUGUUGUGGUUUGGGCGUGUAUUCCUGCAGCUGUAACUGGCUCAUUUGUCUUCACCGAUGAUGUGCAAGCUAAUGGCAGCACCAGGAUGAAAUCACAAGUGUAAAUAAACAUAUGGCCAAGUCAAUCACAGAAUAUCCACCUUAUUGAUUAAGAGUUUCACAUGUUGUAGAUUAAUAAGGUCAGAUAUGAGCAGGAAUUGAAAAUGGGUGCAAUAAAUGUCUGGCAAAGCAUCAGCAGGGCAAAUACCCUGCAUCUGGUAAUGUUUAUGUCCCAGACCUCAGGCAAUCAUUGCAUGCUAACGAUAUGCACACAAGUACCACAGAUUAAUUCUUUAAAGGGAAAUAAUGUUCAGUCCAAAUAUAUUUUUAAAUGAUUCAUGUUCACUAAAAUGGGGGAACUGCAGUAGGUACAAAAUGUGUAAAUAGUUUGAUAUACUGUAGAUGAAAAUACCCCUAGAUUGAAGCUGACAAUCUGCAAUUUUACACCAGUCAAUGUAUAAUUUAAAAUCCAAUGUGCAAAAAUACAGGGCCAAAAAGUAAAUGUGUGACUGUCCAAAAAGUAAUUGUCAAUGGAAAUGGAGAAGAAACUGAUGCACUGGAUACACAACCUAAAUUACAGCAAUAUGUGCAAUAUCUCUAUGUGGCCACUAGAUUGCACUGUAACCUCAUUAACAUGAUCAAUAUUAUUUCAUGUUUACACCCCUGAAAAAUAAUACUUGUAUGUAUGUGUAUAUUUUCUCUUGAGAUGCAUCAUAUAAUUUCCCAUCUGUUUUAUACAAACA
Esox lucius (northern pike) is the source of this 2365-nucleotide messenger RNA. Its product is annotated as thiamine transporter 2. The record is from RefSeq and is a predicted model, not a curated record. Bases 2 to 1426 code for a protein of 474 amino acids. Gene Ontology annotation, molecular function: vitamin transmembrane transporter activity. The transcript has 5 exons. Gene Ontology annotation, biological process: transmembrane transport; vitamin transport. Gene Ontology annotation, cellular component: plasma membrane. NCBI's taxonomy places the organism in Eukaryota, Metazoa, Chordata, Actinopteri, Esociformes, Esocidae.